Molecule: messenger RNA, 1130 nt
Organism: Musa acuminata subsp. malaccensis (wild Malaysian banana)
Lineage: Eukaryota; Viridiplantae; Streptophyta; Magnoliopsida; Zingiberales; Musaceae
Product: transcription repressor OFP1-like
Biological process (GO): negative regulation of DNA-templated transcription
Source: RefSeq, a predicted model, not a curated record
UAUAUACCGGCCUUUCCCCCCUCUUCCUUUCUAUUCCAUCGAAGGGGCAGGAAGGAGGAGAGCGGCGGGAAGUGACACGAAGAGCCGAGCGAUGAGCAAGGCAGGCAAUCCAGGUCUGAAGCAUCGCUUCGCUCGGGCUCUUCUCCGUUCCUCUUGCACCACCUCGGCGACCACAACUGCUUCCGAUCUAAUCAAGCUCUCAACCGACGCUCCUCCACGCCAAGAGCCAGAGUCCUGCGCCCGGUGCCGCUCCUACAGCCGCCGCUGCACGCAUCGCAUCGCUCCCGUCGUGCAGGUAUCCAUGGAGAUGAAGGCCAAGAAGAAGGAGAGGAGAGUGACCGAGAACGGAGAUCUUUACGAUACCGGAGCAAGAGAGGGGAGGAAGUGCCCUCCCGCGUCACCGUCUUCUCCCAUGAGGAACUGGUAUUACUGCUCUCGCGACAAAGACGGGAAGCAGAAAGCUCAUGGGACGAAGGGAAGCAGUAGACGAACCGAAACGAGGAAGCUGCUGCCGACUGGUGAUGGAUUUAGCAGCUCUUCUUCGUUGGAUUGCAACGACGAGCUUGGUCUCUUCAGCGAUGAUGACGAAGAAGAGGAAGGGUCAGGCACUCUGUUGUCGUCGAAGAGCUUCUCCUCGGACUCAUCCGAAUUCUACUGCAGCAACAGGGGGACGAGGAACAAGGCGACGACGACGACGAAGAAGAGAAGGAGCGAGAGCUUCAAGUCCACCCGACGCCCACCAAGAAGAGGCGACCGCGGAAGCAGUAAGCCAUGGCCAUUAGCGGCCCGCAGUUCCUCGACGGAGAAGAAGGCCGGAUUUGCCGUCGUGAAGAACUCCAGAGAUCCAUACAUGGACUUCCGGAGCUCGAUGGUGGAGAUGAUCGUGGAGCGGGGGAUGAGCGGCGCAAGCGACAUGGAGGACCUCCUCCACUCCUACCUUUCCUUGAAUUCACCUCUCCACCACCCUGUGAUCCUAGAGGCGUUUGUCGACGUUUGGGAAGCGAUGUUGGCUGAGCAAUACAUGUAAUGUUGGUGAUGUUCCGGCAAGGCCGCAGAUCGAUCGAUAAACAUCUCUGCCAUUGUUCUUCGAUGUCUGUUAUUGAAAUUUUUUGUUGCGGUUCUGUUCGAAA